CUGAGCAGCGCGCGCAGGCGGGGGAGGGCCGCGGUAGUGGCGCGUUAGUGGCGGCCGCGCGGCGCUCGGGGCCGGGCCGGGGCGAUGUGAGCGGGCCCUGAGCUGAGCGCGACUCCCCUCGCUUCGUGCCGUCGGAGCGGCGGCUGCCGCGGCUCCCGCCUGUCCGCACGGCCGGGCCCCGCGUUAUGUCGUGAUCCCGGGCGGGCGGCGCCGCCGGGGCUGCCGAUGGGGCUGCUCAGGAUCAUGCUGCCGCCCAAGUUGCAGCUGCUGGCCGUGCUGGUGUUCGGGGUGGCCGUGCUGUUCCUGGAGAACCAGAUCCAGAAGCUGGAGGAGUCCCGCGGCAAGCUGGCAACUUUUGGAGAGAUUCUCCUUUUACAUGAGGAAGGCCGUACCCAUCAAAUGUUACCUGGCAGUGAAAGGGCUAUUGCAAGACAUGAAGUCAGAGAGAUAGAACAGCGUCAUACAGCAGAUGGCCCCCGACAAGAUGUGACACUGGAUGAAGAAGAUGAUGUGGUUAUUAUUUACAAUAGAGUACCUAAGACUGCCAGCACAUCUUUCACAAAUAUUGCCUAUGAUCUUUGUGCAAAGAACAGAUACCAUGUUCUACAUAUCAAUACAACCAAAAACAAUCCUGUUAUGUCUCUGCAAGAUCAGGUUCGAUUUGUGAAGAACGUGACUUCCUGGAAGGAAAUGAAACCGGGAUUUUACCACGGACAUGUAUCUUAUUUGGACUUUGCAAAAUUUGGUGUUAAAAAGAAACCCAUUUACAUAAACGUCAUAAGAGAUCCCAUAGAACGACUAGUUUCUUAUUAUUACUUUCUGCGCUUCGGAGACGAUUACAGACCAGGACUACGAAGGAGAAAACAAGGGGAUAAGAAGACCUUUGAUGAAUGUGUGGCAGCUGGAGGUUCAGACUGUGCUCCAGAGAAACUUUGGCUUCAAAUUCCAUUCUUCUGUGGCCACAGCUCUGAGUGCUGGAAUGUGGGAAGCAGAUGGGCUUUGGAACAAGCCAAGUACAACCUGAUUAAUGAAUACUUCCUUGUGGGAGUUACUGAAGAGCUUGAAGAUUUCAUCAUGUUAUUGGAGGCAGCUUUGCCCCGGUUCUUCAGGGGUGCCACAGAACUGUACAGGACAGGAAAGAAGUCUCAUCUUAGGAAAACAACUGAGAAAAAACUUCCCACAAAAGAAACUAUUGCCAAGCUACAGCAGUCUGAAAUCUGGAAAAUGGAGAAUGAGUUCUAUGAAUUUGCACUGGAGCAGUUUCAGUUUGUCAGAGCACACGCAGUUCGGGAAAAAGAUGGAGAAUUGUAUAUCCUGGCUCAAAACUUUUUCUAUGAAAAGAUUUACCCUAAAUCAAACUAAGAAUGCGAUACUUUUAGAUAUACGGACCUAAAUCUUUGGUCACAUCGUCAUCUUAGCCCUCAGCCGUGGAAACUAGAUCGCUUGUUAGACCUCCAAGAUGUUUCUCUAUAGGUCCGAGAAGAGUGGGCUGUGGAUCACCUCCAGGGCAAUGGAUACUGACUGACUGUGUUGGUAAUCCAGAAGCAAAAGCUUCACCUCUUUUAUCUAACUAAUACUUUCAGUGGGAGUUAAUACCCUUUACCUGAGGAAAUCUUCACUUUAAUUUGGAGCGAUUAACACACAGCAGCUCUAGUUGAAAACAUAAAGGAAAAAAAAAAUAAUGCUUCUGUUAAUGCUCUUUUUUAAUUUUCAGAGCAGUUUAUUUUCAUUUAUACUUCUGUGAAGAGGAAGUCAUUUUUCCCAGCUUUCAACAUGGAAAUCUUGGUUGUAUACUAUAUGAGUAGUGUUAAUAACCGGUUGACAUCUGUGCUUUGUUUUUGUGAAUCACAUCACACGGUAUGGAUUGGGAUAGUUAAUCAUGUUCUGCUGAGAAAUGCUGCUGCCGCUGGAAUUGCCCAUAUUUAUAUUUGUGGUUUUAUUAAAAAAAAAUUAUGACUAAUCGUUAGUGUUAAAACAUCAUUUCCACACUGACAUUGUAAAAAGUGAAAGAAUCGGAGCAGUGGGGUUUUGUUUGUUGUUGUUUUUUAUACCCACCACCAAGCGGUGGACUGAGGUUGGGAAAACCACAAGGAAAGUUGGUUUUGUCUGCAGUUAUAGUCAAUACUUACACAGUGGUAUAAAAAUAGCAAAAUCGGUAUCAAGUUUCUCCAUGGAUUCUUUGUAAUUAUUGUAAGCUGAGGUAUUGGUGAAUCCAUAUUAUGACUCCAUUAGUGAGCUGUGGUAUGGUUAGGGUUUUCCUACUACUUCAAUACUUUUACCUGUAGAAUAUUUUUACUAAGGUGCUUUAUAAUGUGUUUUAAAGCAUUGCAUUUACAAAAGGAGUAAAAUGCUGUAAAUACUGCUUAUUUUAUGUAUUUGGACCAAAAGGUUUAAAGUAACUAGUUUGAAGUGGGGUUUUUUUCUGUUUGGUUGGUUUUUGUUUUUUUGUUUUUUUGUUUUUUUUUUUGCACCAGUUCUGUUAUGUGUAAAGUAAAAAGGCAUCGCAUAUACUUCCUGGUUGAGUCAACUGUUGAAUAUUGCAGAAAUGCACUUCAGUGACCUCUAUGACUUUAAAACUAGAAUGUUGUCCAGGGAUUCUCUUUACGGAAAUGUAGCUUUCAUCCUUUUGUUAUAUUAAGAGGAAAAGAAGCAAAAUGUGAUGUGUAGUCUGGUGGAGAGAGAUGCAGUGAACUUGACAUAAUUGUAUUUAUGUAACUGCCUUAUGUGACUAUUGUAAAUUUGUGAGUUGCCGUUAUUAACAAUGUGAAACACCUGGUAGAUCAAGUAAAUUGAAAUUUGAGAACAGAUGUUUGGGGCCACUGCAUUAUAGCAAACAGCAGUGGAGGACUAUAAGAAUUUGUUUCCUAUUGGAUUUUCUGAAAUACGAGUAUUUACACAUCUUACACCUGCCUUUUCUUAAAGUGCUUUUCAUGGAGUUUGAUAGGAGAGAAGGCACAGAGGAGACAAAGUUAGGAGUAAAAAAAAAAGAAAAAGGAGGGGGCUGGAAUUGUGGAAGUUUUAAUUCCUAAGGGAUGAUGCUGAAGGCUUAGUUUAAAAUUACCAAGUGGAGUUUCUUUAGCCAGCUUGUUCUUGUAAUGAAAACAAAGGAAAUGGAAAAUGGUCUGUGAACUGGGUGUCUGCAGCCAAAAGCAACAGUCCAUUUACAGAGAGGAUAAUGAGAGACUGUCAAGUCCGUCUUGUGUUUUCUUUGUUUUCUUGCAUUUUCUUUUUGAAUUUCAAAAAUACACCUCAUUGUUCCUCCCAGAUAAUCAGGGAAGUUCCUUCUGGUAGCUUUACCGUUGAUACAGUGUGAACCCCGUAUAAGAUUUCCUGUUCCAGUUCUUUUCUACUGACGUCAUUAAUAAUACCAACAUGCUUGGGAACGUGCUCACACAUGGAAACGUGUUUCCUAGCUACAGGAAGGAGCUGAGGAGUCAAAGUUUGU
Molecule: messenger RNA, 3445 nt
Organism: Coturnix japonica (Japanese quail)
Lineage: Eukaryota; Metazoa; Chordata; Aves; Galliformes; Phasianidae
Gene: HS2ST1
Product: heparan sulfate 2-O-sulfotransferase 1
Cellular component (GO): membrane
Molecular function (GO): heparan sulfate 2-sulfotransferase activity
Source: RefSeq, a predicted model, not a curated record